Messenger RNA from Pyrenophora tritici-repentis Pt-1C-BFP, 807 nucleotides. RefSeq lists its product as uncharacterized. The record is from RefSeq and is a predicted model, not a curated record. Lineage: Eukaryota; Fungi; Ascomycota; Dothideomycetes; Pleosporales; Pleosporaceae.
GCAGUUCCAUGCACCAGAGUCUCAUCUAACCAAUGUCACAUCCGUCAGAAGUGGACGAUAUCACAACAAUAAACUACAUCUUGCACUGGCCGUACCUGGAGAACCCAAGCAACACUACCUUCGUCGGCCACUCACAAAUCGACAUAUGCCGCUGUCCAAGACCUGAUCUACCACCACAAGACGAGUUAGAGCCAGGCCACAUCUACACUCGAUACAAAUGUCUAGGACCAGAGGUUCAGUUCAAAUCUGGGGACGAAGAAUUAUGGGUAUUGCAAGAGGCUCAUGGUCCGAUCAAUAUGCUGCGGCCAGCAACGGCGGAGGAAGCUGAGCGAAGAAAGCAGAUACACGAUGACGCAGACCCUUCAGCAUAUCAACGUCACAACUUUAUUCUUCUGACAGGCCCAUGUCCACGCGGGCGAUACCAAGCGUAUGCCACGCAAAAGUGGCUGGAAAGUCUCAGUGCAUCGGCUCGACAGAAUAUAUCAAGUCUCUCUCUCCUCAUUCAGUCUUACGAGGAAGACUGCUUAGAGCACUUCAUCAAACAGGCAUAUACAGAACUGGCAAAGUACAUAGUACAGCAUCUUUCAGGGUUCAAGACACUGUGUCUGCAUUUUUGGAACGACGGAUGGACAUUAUGGAGUGCUGUCGCCGAAUUCAGCGUUAUUUUUGACAUGGCGGAUGCGAAGAUCGUCAUUAAGGAUGACCGCUGGUUUGAUGGGUACAGCGAGUGUGCAGAUUCUAGUGCGUUUUUGGGACUCAUAUAUGAUAUGGAUGAGGCAUGAAUAAUGCAAGGUUCAAGUCAUUUCG